CUGACCUCCGGCGGACGCCCCGCCCCCUCCGGCAGAGGAGAGGACAGGUUAAACAUGGCGUCGUCCCUGAGGUGCUUUCUCCGCACAGGAAAGAAUGCAGUGUCGGCUCUGCAGCGGCGGGAGUUUCACAGGACGCUUCCGGUCGCCGUGCAGGUGACGGUCCGUGAUGCCCUGAACCAGGCGAUGGACGAGGAGCUGGAGAGGGACGAGCGUGUGUUCCUGUUGGGUGAGGAGGUGGCUCAGUACGACGGAGCCUACAAGGUGAGCAGGGGUCUGUGGAAGAAGUACGGAGAUAAACGCAUCAUCGACACUCCGAUCACAGAGAUGGGUUUUGCCGGCAUCGCAGUUGGAGCCGCGAUGGCCGGCCUGAGACCCAUCUGUGAGUUCAUGACCUUCAACUUCUCCAUGCAAGCCAUCGACCAGGUCAUCAACUCUGCAGCAAAGACCUACUACAUGUCAGCCGGUCAGCAGUCGGUGCCCAUCGUCUUCAGAGGACCCAACGGGGCGUCAGCGGGCGUCGCCGCACAGCAUUCACAGUGCUUCGCUGCGUGGUACGGUCACUGUCCAGGUCUGAAGGUUGUGAGUCCCUGGAGCGCAGAAGAUGCCAAAGGUCUCCUGAAAUCAGCCAUCAGAGACGACAAUCCCGUGGUGUUCCUGGAGAAUGAGCUGAUGUAUGGUGUUCCCUUCGAGAUGUCUGAGGAGUCCCAGUCUAAAGACUUCACUAUUCCCAUCGGCAAGGCCAAGGUUGAGAGACAAGGGAAUCACAUCACUCUGGUCACUCACUCUCGGUACGUCAGUCACUGCCUGGAUGCCGCUGCCGUCCUCGCCAAGGAGGGGAUCGAGUGCGAGGUGAUCAACCUGCGGACCAUCCGUCCUCUGGAUGUGGAGAGUAUUGAGACCAGCGUGAUGAAGACCAACCACCUGGUGACGGUGGAGGGCGGCUGGCCUCAGUAUGGGGUUGGAGCUGAGAUCUGCGCCAGGAUCAUGGAAGGUCCUGCCUUCAACUACCUGGACGCUCCGGUCACCAGGGUGACGGGCGUCGACAUUCCCAUGCCGUAUGCCAAAAUCCUGGAGGACAACAGCGUGCCGCAGAUUAAAGACGUCAUCUUCUCUGUGAAAAAGACCCUCAAUGUCUGAGACGCACGCACAGGACAAACCCACCUGAAUCCUCUUCGUCUCGUUCACGCAGGCGGUCGUCGUCUGGUAAAAACACUUGUGUAAAUACAGCCAAAUUGAUCCUUUUAGAAAUAUAAAAACGCUCCAGAUUAAUGUUCCAGCCAGAUGUUGGUCGAUAAAGCGCACAACUGUUUAUCUACACCCAGAGCGGUGGGCACACAGGGUUCAGUCAACUCACUGUUUGCCUCUGUUAAGUCACAAACUUGACCGAACUCUGUGUGUGGCUCUGGCUGCUUUCUCCACUUUCCUUCCCUUCAAAAUAAAAGUUGCUCUCUCCUGUAGGGUUUUCUGUGCUUCUAAGGAUGUUUAGUAACAACAAAACUACUGAGUGAACACAAAAAAAUGUCUGAGAGCUGGUUAGAAAGUUAGAAAACUUUAGACUGUUGUUACCUCCACCAAUGAGGUCAUGUUUUUGGUGUUGUUUAUUUGUUUGUCAGCAGUUAUGCAGUGACUAAACAACAACACAUCUCAAAUAUCACUUUAGAAACAAAACACCUUGGCGGAGGUCUGGAGUGCCCGUCUAGUAUUUUGGAAAUCUUUAUUUGGCAGUAACUGAGAACUAAGUAUUGAAACUACUCGCACUGAAAUCUGACAAAACAUCUGAUUUCGAAUUUAAACAUAUUUUUUCCUCUCAGUAGUUUUUGUUGUUAUGGAACUCGCAGAUAUUUCUAACCACCAAAACUAUUAGAUUCAGUCUAUUAACUUUAUUCUUCACUGACUCUGGUUCGUCUCUAAAGAACCAGCAGUGAAGAAGAAUGAACCAUCUGACAGCUGGAGUGUGGUCGGGAAUAUUUAUUGUAGCUGCAGCAGCUCUGUGGAUGUUUUUGUGGCUGUAAAUGACUCUGUUACAGAAAUUAAAAAAAAAACUUUCAGCCCUU
This is a messenger RNA of Dicentrarchus labrax (European seabass), 2054 nucleotides long. RefSeq names its product pyruvate dehydrogenase E1 subunit beta (gene pdhb). The record is from RefSeq and is a predicted model, not a curated record. Bases 55 to 1137 code for a protein of 360 amino acids. Gene Ontology annotation, biological process: pyruvate decarboxylation to acetyl-CoA. Gene Ontology annotation, molecular function: pyruvate dehydrogenase (acetyl-transferring) activity. The transcript is spliced from 11 exons. NCBI's taxonomy places the organism in Eukaryota, Metazoa, Chordata, Actinopteri, Moronidae.